Messenger RNA from Vitrella brassicaformis, 2598 nucleotides. Lineage: Eukaryota; Vitrellaceae. The record is from the annotation of a GenBank genome assembly.
CGAUCGGUUAAUGUCAGUGUUGCUCAUGGUUUGUCCGCCGUGUAGUUGUCUUAUGAAUCAAUCAUGAUUUCCCAAACUCAUGUAUAUAUAUAACCAUGCAGCGCACACCAGCACACCAUCCAAUCGACUACCUGCCUGCCCGCCCUCCUGCCCACUCUCCUCCGCUAUCGUUGUGUGUGCCUCUCUCUCUGACUCUCUCUGGAUUGUGCUCUCAAUACUGCAGUUGUGCGAACAGGCAGCCAGCCAUCCAUCCAGCUAUCCAAGCACACCACUCACUCGACCAUACACACAUACGCGCACCGAUCGAGCAAUUCCCGCCCACCGUCCAGUAAUUAUUCAAUUCACUGGGUGUGUGCGGGGGGGGGUGGCACGUCGCCGGCCGGCGCGUCGGGUGCUGCGGUGUCUCCCUCGGGUCUGACGACGGGCUGUGGCGGGAACGGCAUCAUGUGUGGGGGCGGCGGCGCCCCUGGUGCGGUGUGUGGCGGGAACGGCAGCAUGUGCGGGGGGAGGGGUCGGGUGGGCGGCAUGACGGGGCCUCCGGCGGGCGGAGGGGGGCCCACGUGCGGCACGGUCGUCACCUCCCUGUCGAAGAUGGGCGGCAGGAACCGGGGGGGAUCCUUCACCACACGGGGCUCACCACGCUCCACGAUCGGAGGCAGCUGCUUGUACUCCUGAAAGGAGAUAGAGACACGCACAGAGAGAAAAGUGGCAUGAGAUGAGCCGUGUCUCCCUCCCCUGAGCUCUCUCUGUCUGUCUCUCUCUCUGUGCGUGUGUGUGUGUGUGCCGUCGUGUGCUUCAACCUUACGAUUUGUGGAAUCGGGUGGAUGAUGAUGGGCUGCCCCUCCUCCGCCGGCACGUCAACGUACUCGUCCACAUACUCGGGCACGGGAAUCUCGCGGAUCUUCUCGACAGGUACCUCCACCACCUUGGCCUCCUCACCAGGGGCUCCCGGCACACCACGGGGCCCAGACAACUCAAAACCCGCAGGCGGGGGCACACCCGGCGGCAAAGGAAUGAUCCUAAAUGUCACUCACACCACACACCACACGGAUGGAGGGGCGGAGAGAGAUGGAGACGGCGUGUGUGUGCGUGUGGGUGUGGGUGUGAGUGUUGGGGCCGGUAAUGUUGGGGGCAGAGUGACUAACUUUUCCACGAUGAUUUCUUGUUCCUCGAUAACUUCGACGGGCACCUGGAUGAUGCGGCCGCCGGGGCGGGGCUUCUCGACAGGCUGGGGCCCGACAGGCUGGGGCACGUCCACGAUGGGCCCCGGCACCAUCACCGGCACAAACUUCUCCACAACCUGGCCCGGCCCAGUAGCAGACAGACACACACGGACGGACGGACACAUAAGAAUGCAUCGCAUCCAUCAGCCCAGUGAGCCACGGUCUGGUCUCACUGCACUGACCGGUCCUGGGACAUGGACGUAUUUGAUCUUUUCGACGACCUUGACAGCGCCGCCGGUGGCCGGGACGUGCUUCUCCUGGUACACUGGGAUGUCCUUGUACACUGGGUACGGGAUGGGCCUGACCUUCUCCACCACCUGCGUCAUACCCACCGGCACCUCACGCACCUUACCAGGGUCUGCACACACAUACAAACACACAGAGAGAGAGGGGGUAGGGAGGGAGGGAGGGAGGGAGACAACAGCAGUGAGAGAGGGAGGGAGAGACGGCUUUGCUGCGUGUGUUGAUUACCACCGGUGGGAGGGACGACUUCGAAUUUAGGUACUUGUUUGACGAUUUCCUGGAUCUGUGGGACCUCGACGAAUUUGUCGACGAUCUGUAUCUGAGGCACCUCCACGAUCUUCUCGACAUACUGGAUCUCAGGCUUCCCGAACUCACGCACAAUCUCCUUAUACUGAGCAGGAAGGAUCACAUCCAUCCAUCCAUCCAUCCAUCCACACACACACACACACACACAGAGAGAGAGAGAGAGAGGGAGAGAGAGAGAGACGGCAGAAGAGGGGAAAACGGCACAGAGAGAGGAGGACAGUGCAGUGCAAUGGCGCCUGUCCGUCCGUCUGGCCUGCCUGUCUCUUGCCCAGUGCAGCCCUUGGCCCUGCCUGUGCACUCACUUCGAUUCUGCCGGGUACUUCUUUGAUUCUCACUUCAAUCUGCGGCACCUCGACGUACUUGAUCUGCUCGGACGCCCCAGGCGGGCCGGGCACCUCCACGACCUUCUCCUGCCAGAUGGUUUCGUACUUGGGCACCUCCACAAUCUUCUCCUGGACGGUCACCUUGGGCUGAAUCACCUCCACCACAUGGAUCUCAGGGACCUCUAUGAUACGAUCCUGCAUCCGAAUCUCCUGGUACACCGGCACCGGCACCACCUUCCCCGACGCAGAGAGGUUGCUGUCCAGCGGCACAGGCGGGGCCGGCUGCCCGCCGGGCGCAGUGGCCGACAGCAGAGGGCCCUGGGUGGGCGCGUUGAGAGGCAUGGGCGCCCCGUAGACGAAGCCGGGAGGCGGGGCGGCCAUGGGAGGACCCUGAGGGUGAGGCGCACCGGGGCCGCCGUGAGGAUCCAUUUGCGAACCGACAGAGAGGCCGCAGUCGACAAAGACAGGGGUGGGAAAGAGAAAGACCGACGCGAGCUGGUCAC